Messenger RNA from Cucurbita maxima (winter squash), 1273 nucleotides. RefSeq lists its product as uncharacterized. The transcript has 9 exons. Lineage: Eukaryota; Viridiplantae; Streptophyta; Magnoliopsida; Cucurbitales; Cucurbitaceae. Gene Ontology annotation, molecular function: hydrolase activity, acting on ester bonds. The coding region runs from base 116 to 1063 and encodes 315 amino acids. The record is from RefSeq and is a predicted model, not a curated record.
GGUGAACUUCGCGGCAGCUUUGUAAGCGCGCGCUAAGGCGGUUUCUUAAACGAAGCUCUGGAUCCAUCGGCCGACGAGGUAUUCGUAACUCCGGUCUCCGAUAUCGGCUUCAGGGAUGUCUAAAUUAUCUGCCACACUGAGACUAUUUGAUGCACAUUGUCAUCUCCAAGAUCCAAGAAUAUUUGAUAAAGCACCUCAAUUAAUUAGCACAGCAGUGGAUUCUGGAGUUCUGCGUUUUGCUGUCAAUGGAAUCUCUGAGAAAGACUGGCAUUUGGUGAAGCAGCUGAGUGAAUUACAUCCUUGCAUCAUUCCAUCCUUUGGUCUUCAUCCCUGGUGUGUUCCUGAAAGAACUACUGGCUGGCUAGAAAAACUUAAGGAAUUUUUUGAAGCAGUACCAACCGCAGCAGUUGGAGAGAUUGGUCUGGACAAAGGUUCAAAAGGAAAGGAAAUCAAUUUUAUAGAUCAGGUUGAGGUCUUCCGGCAACAACUUGAGCUUGCCAAGUCUUUAGAAAGACCAGCAUCCAUCCAUUGUGUACGUGCUUUUGGUGAUCUCCUUCAGAUAAUGAAAUCUAUGGGACCUUUUCCUGCUGGUUUCAUUCUGCACUCUUAUCUUGGAUCUGCUCAGAUGGUUCCUGAGUUCACCAAGCUAGGUGCUUACUUCUCAUUUUCGGGUUUUCUCAUGUCCAUGGAGGCAAAGAAGGCAAAGAAAAUGCUGAAAAUGGUGCCCUCGGAUAGGAUUUUGUUGGAAACUGAUGCGCCUGAUGCACUUCCUAAGUCAAAGGUAGACUCCCUCUAUUUUGUUGAAGGCGAUCCUUCUCUUCCCGAAUGUCUGAAGACCCAAGAACAAUCUGCUGCCCAAACAGGCUCACAACAAAGUACAGUGCCUGGUUCUUCCACCGAUGCAUCGACACUGCCAAAAGGGACUCUCAAUCAUCCAGCAAAUAUCCAAAAUGUCCUUGUUUAUGUUGCAUCUUUGUUGGACAUCAGCAAAGAAGAACUUGCUGAAUUGAGUUAUAGAAAUGCAGAGCGUUUAUUCUCUUUCACAGGUCUAGAAACUUCUUAGUGAAGAGAGUCCAAAUGUUUAGGUGAUGUUUUUAACAACUCGAAAUAAUGCUCCUUAUUGUUCCCUUAUCACUAACAUGUCACUUACCAUCUAGCAAUGAAACUUUUCUUGUGAAGAAUAAGUCAUAGGCGAUGCUUUUAUGGUGCAUUUGGUGUUGUGUAUCAACGACAUCAAGAAAUCAUCUGUGGCAACACAUGCAAUGCAGGAAAA